Messenger RNA from Hibiscus syriacus, 2004 nucleotides. RefSeq names its product FRIGIDA-like protein 4a. Bases 102 to 1670 code for a protein of 522 amino acids. The transcript is spliced from 3 exons. Lineage: Eukaryota; Viridiplantae; Streptophyta; Magnoliopsida; Malvales; Malvaceae. The record is from RefSeq and is a predicted model, not a curated record.
UAGGUUUUUUUAUUUUCUUUCUUUCGUUUUUCUUUUUCGGUUUUCGGCUUAUUUAGUCACCGAGCGAGCUUAGGAAAGAGAACGAGUUUCCACCAACAACCAUGGGGUCGAUCCCCGAUCCUGGCGAGUUGACCGAGUUCGAACAGCCGAGUUUCGAUGAGUUCCAGCGUCAGACGUCUCUGAUGACGAGCUGCACCCUCCUCUGGAAGGAACUCUCCGAUCACAUAAACUCACUCGAGCAGAACCUGAUGAAGCAGUCGGAGACCUUGAAACGCAAGAUCGAGACGCUUGACACGGAGACCAAGGCCUCACUCGACUCACUCAAGAAGCGCGAACUCAGCAUCGAGGACAGCGUCAAGAUCGCACUCAGCAAAGUCGAGUUCAGCACCAAAGCCGCCAUGAGAACACUCACCAACGAUGUCGAAGAGAAUCCGGAUGGCGAGGUCGACAACGGAGACGGCCUUUUGCAGCACCUGAAAUCAUCGUGCUUGAAAAUGAAAGCUAAAGAGUUCUGGAACUUCGUGACCGGAAAAAAGAAGGAAAUCGACUUGUUGAGAGAGAAAGUCCCUGCAGCUUUGUCUGAAUGCAUCGAUCCGGCGAGGUUCGUUAUGGAGGCCAUAUCGGAGGUAUUUCCAGUAGAUAAAAGAGACAAUGAUGGAGGAAGUGAUUUAGCCUGGGCUUGUGUUUUGAUCCUCGAAAGCUUAAUUCCGGUGGUGGUUGAUCCGGUAAUCGGAAAAUCAAGGAUGCUGGUCACGCCAAGUAUGAAGGAGCAGGCGAAAGAAAUCGCGGAGACGUGGAAAAAGAGCCUUGAAGAGAGAGGAGGAAUUGAAAAUGUGAAGACCCCUGAUGUUCAUACCUUUUUGCAGCAUUUGGUUACGUUCGGGAUUGUUAAAAAGGAAGAUCUGGAGUUCUAUAGGAAGCUUGUUGUUGCUUCUGCUUGGAGAAAACAAAUGCCUAAACUCGCCGUUUCUCUUGGCCUCGGCGAUCAGAUGCCUGACAUGAUUGAAGAGUUGAUCAGCAAGGGACAACAGCUUGAUGCCGUUCAUUUUACUUAUGAAGUUGACCUUGUGGACAAGUUCCCCCCUGUACCCCUUCUGAAAGCUUACUUGAGGGAUGCAAAGAAGGCUGCUUCUUCUAUCUUGGAUGAUCCCAAUAAUACUGGCCGGGCUGCGCAACUUGUUGCUCGCAAAGAGCAAUCAGCACUUCGGGCCAUCAUCAAGUGCAUCGAGGAGUACAAACUCGAGGCUGAGUUCCCACCUGAAAACCUCAAGAAACGCCUUGAGCAGCUAGAGAAGACCAAGACAGAGAAGAGAAAGCCAAUUAUAGUCCCUGCUAACAAGCGAACACGUGCAAGUAAUGGCGGUCCAAUGCCUCCAGCUAAAGCUGGCCGUUUGACAAAUGCAUAUGUCUCAUCUUUUCCCGCACCUCCUCCUUUUGUAAGGUCUCCCUCACACACCCAGUACCCCGCUGCAGUCCCGGGAUACCCACCCCCACCCCCACCAGCCAUGUACGGAAACAGGAGCCCACCCACCAACCCCUAUACUUACUCACCAGAAGCAGCCCCUCUUCCCCUUCCUGGUUCAUACCCAGGAGCUCCCAUGAACUAUCCCGCAUACGGGGGAUACGGUAAUGGUUUGGCACCCGCAUAUCAGCAGGCUUACUACCGAUAAACAAUGACGACGACUACUCUGGAGAUGGUAACCACUGAUACCCUGACUACUAUGCAGCCAAAUCUGAAGUUUAUAUUUCUAAAAUGGUUUGUUUGUAAUAUCACUAACCGUUUUAAUGGUAGCGAUGUCUGUGUGUUUAAUUAUAAUUAUAACUGCUGUGCUUUCUCGCUUUUUACCAAAAACGAGAAGCUGUAUUUUUAAUGUUGAUCGGGAAAAAAACUCUAGUACUAGGUGAUUGUGGUUAAGCGUAACAAUGUCUAAACUCAAGACUACCAUGUAGGAUUAGUUUGUAGAAAAAUGUUCCUACUGUUUAUCUGAUAUGAUGUGCCUUUUU